Xenopus laevis (African clawed frog) is the source of this 3964-nucleotide messenger RNA. It is a transcript of the gene cyp24a1.S, whose product is annotated as 1,25-dihydroxyvitamin D(3) 24-hydroxylase, mitochondrial-like. Bases 56 to 1582 code for a protein of 508 amino acids. NCBI's taxonomy places the organism in Eukaryota, Metazoa, Chordata, Amphibia, Anura, Pipidae. The record is from RefSeq and is a predicted model, not a curated record. The transcript is spliced from 12 exons.
ACAAACCUACUAACUAUUCCUGAACAGAAGGGUAUAGACUCUCCCACUCCUAAAUAUGGCAUCCAGAAUAAAGAGAGAUUUCCUAGGGAUGUUGCUCAAGUCCAGAUCGAUCAGCGUUCAGCACAGCAUCCCCACUGCAAGUGAUGUCUGCGACUUAAAGGAAAAAGAACUCCCAGCACCCUCCUCCUGCCCCUAUUCCCUGGCAGCUCUGCCCGGACCAACCAAAUUGCCCAUACUGGGGAGCUUGUUGGAUAUUUUAAGGAAAGGGGGCUUGAAAAGGCAACAUGAAGCACUGGCAAGUUACCACAAGCAGUUUGGGAAGAUCUUCCGUAUGAAGCUUGGAUCCUUUGAUUCUGUCCACAUCGGCGCUCCUUGUCUUCUUGAAGCUCUCUACCGAGAAGAAAGCAAUUACCCCAAAAGACUAGAGAUCAAGCCAUGGAAAGCCUACAGAGAUUACCGUGAUGAAGCUUAUGGACUGCUAAUACUGGAAGGAAAGGACUGGCAGAGAGUUCGAAGUGCCUUUCAGCAGAAGCUAAUGAAGCCAACAGAAGUUGGGAAAUUAGAUGCUAAAAUCAAUGAGGUUUUAGUGGACUUUAUGCAGAGGAUUGACAGUGUCUGUGAUGAAGAUGGAACAAUAGAAGAUUUAUAUUGUGAACUAAACAAAUGGUCACUUGAAAGUAUUUGUCUUGUGCUUUAUGAAAAAAGAUUUGGAUUUCUGCAACCAAACUUAGGGGAAGAGGCCCUGAACUUUAUUACAGCCAUAAAAACGAUGAUGAGCACCUUUGGACUUAUGAUGGUGACACCAGUUGAACUCCACAAAAGCCUGAAUACUAAAAUAUGGAAAGACCACACUCACGCCUGGGAUAGCAUCUUCAAAACCGCGAAAUGUCACAUUGACAGGAGACUGACAAAACUGGCAUCGAAAGACUCCGAAGAUUUUCUGUGCACCAUUUACAAUGACAGCAAGUUAUCCAAAAAAGAAAUGUACGCGACCAUCACUGAAAUGCUCAUCGGGGCAGUGGAAACUACAGCCAACAGUUUGCUUUGGGUAAUAUUCAACAUCUCCCGUCACCCGCACAUUCAGAAGAAACUUCUAGAAGAAAUUCAGAGCAUAUUGUUACCAAACCAGGUCCCCACAGCAGAUGAUGUCAGAAACAUGCCAUAUCUAAAGGCCUGCUUAAAAGAAUCAAUGAGGAUUACUCCAUCCAUUCCCUUCACAACCCGAACCCUUGAUAAAGAAACAAUUCUUGGAGAUUACGUGCUGCCAAAAGGGACUGUACUGACCAUAAACAGUCAUGUUCUGGGAUCGAACCAAGAAUGCUUUGAUAACUGGAACCAGUUCCGACCUGAGCGUUGGCUUGAGGAAAAGAACACUAUCAACCCCUUUGCUUACAUCCCAUUUGGCAUUGGGAAAAGAAUGUGUAUAGGGCGACGGCUGGCUGAGCUGCAGCUCCAAUUAACACUGUGUUGGCUGAUUAGGAAGUACAACAUUGUGGCCACCGAUAACGACCCAAUGGAGACUUUACACUUGGGGACACUGAUGCCCAGCCGAGAGCUUCCAGUAGCGUUCCACAGGAGAUAAAGGAAGGUGUGGAAUGAAUGGAAUUUGUUUACACGCUCUCCUAUACUCCUCGGCACUGACGUUUAUGCGACCAGGCUUUAAACUGGCGAGCAGGAUAUGUUUACAGGCAGUCACAAUGCUGAAGCCAACUGAUUGCACUGACGGGAAAAUGGCGACGGUCCAUGCGUAAAACCACGUAGCCCAACUAUGCAAGAUGUUUGCUGAAAAGAUAUGCAUGGAAUUUGCUCAGCUGAAAGUAGGCCAAAGUAUGUUGUUGAAGGCUACAGCCGUUCACAUUCGCUGCGGAGAUAAAAGGAGCUCUCUGCCUGCCAAGUGAUUAUAUCUAGAGGGCAACUAUAAUAAAAGAAAACAGCCACACCGCUCUUUUAUGGGAACUCACUGGCUGGUGUUUAUUGUAUAUUGUGCUGAGUUUACAAACCCAUAUUUAACAUAAUAAUAAUAACAGUAAUACUAAUUUUUGGGAAACGGCUUCUAAAAUUUGCCACUUGCUUAUUUUAAGAAAAUUUAAGGGUAGAGACCCUGAACUGUAACCAAAAGGUUCAUUAUUUGUUAAAACCAAGGGCGUAACUAUAGAGGAAGCAGACCCUGCGGCUGCAGGGGGGCCCAAAGAUAUAGGGGCCCCAUGGUGUCCUAAUUCAUAUACAAUGACAAUAAAUAUUGGUAAAACAAGUCUACUGAUCUAGUUACGCCACUGGAAGUAGGGAUGCACCGAAUCCACUAUUUUGGAUUCGGCCGAACCCCCGAAUCCUUUGUGAAAGAUUUGGCCGAAUACCGAACCGAAUCCGAACCCUAAUUUGCAUAUGCAAAUCCUGCUGAAAAAGGCCGAAUCCUGGCCGAAUCCCGAACCGAAUCCUGGAUUCGGUGCAUCUCUAACUGGAAGUAAUGGGGGUUUAAGUUCGCCAGGCACAAACUCACAGCAAAUUUCCACGCUUCGCUGCUGGCGAUUAAAUUCGGGAAACUGCACGAAAAUUCACCGGCGUAUUUUAGACAUGUGUUGGAAAGGUCGCUUGCGCCAAGAUUGACGCGGGCGUCAAAAUUUGCAAAUUUUCCGCCGUUUCGCGAAUUCACCCAUCAUAUUUGUCUGCAAUUAACUCAAUCAGGGGAUUUAUAAAUAUGAAUUUUGCCCGAGUGUGAUGUCUUUCCACGCCAAACCGUUGACUCUAAAAAGAUCAGAAAAAAUGGAAAAAUUGUCUGUUUGUUUUUCAGGGUUUUAGAAUAAUUCAUGUAUGGCCCCUAAUGUACAGUACAGGUAUGGGACCUGUUUUCCAGAAUGCUCUGGACCUGGAGUUUUCUGUAAUUUGGAUCAUAUCUUAAGUCUACUAGAAAAUCUGGUAAACGUUAAAUAAAUCCAAUAGGCUGGUUUUGCUUCCAAUAAGGAUUAAUUUUAUCUUAGUUGGGAUCAAGUACAAGCUACUGUUUUAUUAUUACAGAGACAUUUUUUAAACAUUGAUUAUUUGGCUAAAAUGAAUGGGAGACGACCUUUCCAUAAUUCAGAGCUUUCUGGAUACAGGUCUCUGGAUAAUGGAUCCUAUACCUGUAUCUAUGCUGGCAAGGUCAAUAAUCAUAAUACAGCCACAAUUCUGGGUCUCUUUUUCUAACAUGCCAAAAUUGAUGCCAUUUGGAUUUUUUGGUUUAUUCGUCCAAUAUUCUUUAUUACUCCCAGUAUUCCACAAUAUUUGGAUUUUUCUUUUGUCCUUAAAAUUAUCAGCCCUGGAAUAAUUCAAUGACACAAAUCUAAAUACAAUUUACAAAACUAAUUUGGAAUCAAAAUAAAAUCGAAAUAAAUCGAAAUUGAAAUAAGUCCCCACCACAGAGUGUAUACUUCUUCCAUUUUAAGUUAUUGCUUUUAAUGCUCAAGGAUUAUUUUCCUUAUUUAUCCUGCUUAGUGGCAAAAUUGUGUACUUGUUUAUGAAAAAAAACACCAAAAUUUGCUUGAUGAAAAACCUGAAAAAAAAAACAAUCAAAUGAAGUGAAAUAACAUUCUACCCAUCAGUUUCAAUGAGGCUGAAAUUUUUUUAAUUAAUCCUAAAAAAAAUGGAAUUUAACUCCCAUUGACUUCUCUGCGACAACACCAGCAUUUCGAUGCAGAAUGUUUGAGCAUUUUGCACUAAAUACAUGUAAAAAUGUCAGGAAUUCAAAUUGAUUGAUAGUUUGUGACAAAGUGCAGUGUAUGUUAUACAUUUUCUUACAUUAUGAAAUUAAAUUUAAUUUUUUCCCCAACCCAAGGCUCAAUGAAUAAUAAACCUUCCCCUUGCCUUUAAUUCUAAAAAUGCUGCACGAUCUUAAAGAGAUAUUGUCACAGGGAAAAAAAGUGCUUUUUCAAAAUGCAUCAGUUAAUAGUGCUACUCCAGCAGAAUUCUGCACUGAAAUCUGUCUUUCAAA